CUAACCUUUUAGGCGGGGAAGUGUUUUAGAAAAUAGGAUUAUAACAAUAUGCUGUCGAAUAUUGCGGUGUAAAUGCAGUAAACGUAAUCUGCAGAUCAUAAUUGAUGUUGAGUGGCGAGUAAAUUUUCUCUGAGAACUGAAAGAGUGCGUGUGUUUGUAACGAAAUACUGAACGUAAUGUGCCAGUGAAGUAAGAAGGGAACCGUGGAAAGCGUGUUUAAAAUUGUUUCUUCCUGUUGUUGACUCUCGCAGUGUGACUCGCAGUACACUGCAUACUACCCAAGUCGUGUUCCUGAGGUCUGAAAUAAUUUUGUCAGAGUAUAGAUGGACGUGCGAGUGAAAGUUGUGUAGUCAUACAUACCUAACAUCACAUAGCAAAUUUUCCUUUGUGCUCGAUAAUGCAGUAGGAUUGUUGCUACCAUAGCGGACUCAAAAGGAUAUGCUUUUUUGUUGGAUAGAAGAAAUUGUUUCGUGGAGUGAGAAAGUAAUUCGUAUUGAAGAGAAUGACUGUAAGAUGAAUACGACUGGAAUAUUUGAUUGCGGCCUAUGAACCUUAUCUUGGCGAUUAUGGAGAGCACUGAAAUGCCAGAAUUUCUGCACAGAGGUAGCAUGGAUGAUGGCAGUAGUGACGCAGCUGGUCUGAGGGCUAUCUCAGAUGAUGAAUCUCUCCCUGUUGAGGAUUCUAACAGGGAUAUCUCUUUGAGGAAAAAUGCCUUUGAACAGAAGUGUGGUAUUAAUGUAAUUAUGCAUACAGAUGACAAUAACAGUGACAGUGAAAUAUCUACUAGUAAUUUCUCUCCACACAAUGAAGUUGUAAACGGAGUUUCGGAACUAUCAAAAGAUGGAAUAUCAGAAGAAGAAUCUAAAGAUGCCCAUUUUAAUGUAGAGCCAAGAAAUGGAAUGAACAAAGAUGAGGAUUCUAUUGAUGAUUUUUGUGAUGUUGGUGCAGAGUUCUCUUCGCAAGAUUUUGUUCCAAAAUCUCUAGGAUUGAAAGAUGAAAUAUCAGAAAGUGAGGAUGGUGGUGAUGGCGAUGGUGAUGGUCCUAUUGCUGCUUUAAAGUACACUGUUUCAGAUGAAACAACAGGUGAUGGUCUGGAUGAAGAUAGUAGUAAUCCAAACAUAAAUGUCAUUCAAGAAAAUGCAGUAACAAAUGAGCAGGACAAGAUGGAAAAGAAAUUGUGUUCCAGUGAGGAAUCAAAAAGUGGAUUGUGUGAUGAUUAUUGCGCUGAUGGUGGUGAUGAAAAUAAUGACUGUCAAAGGAGGAAUAAGACAGAAAAGACCAUAAAACCUUCAGUUGUAGAAGACUAUCUCUCAGAUGAAAAUUCAUCAGACAAAGAAACUUCUAAAGUUGUCUCUGAUGACGAAAGUGGUGGAGGCAAAUUAGAAGACCGACAGUUUAAAGGAAUAUCCAGUGAGACUUCUUCUGAAGAUGAGACUGCCAAGGGAGGUACAUCUGCAGAUGGAAAAUUACACGAAAUUGAGAGGGAUACUUCUGAAGAUGAUGAUCCUAAAGAGGCUAUACGAGAAGGUAAACAGCUAAAAGAAAUCUCAGAAGACAAUUCUUCUGAAGGUGGAUCUGCUGUUGGAGACACAUUAGAUGAUGAUUAUGGCACCGAAAAAUGUAAUGCACCUUCUGAACACAAUAAUGAUGAAAUUUCAGAAGAUGAGAGCAUAAAAAGCAAUUUUGGAGUAAGAGAAGAUUCCUUGGAGAGGAAAACUUUGUCUUAUGGUGACUUGCAGCGCAGUUCUGCAGAAGAGUAUGAAAAGAGUGAUGCUUCAGGUAAUGAGAGUGAUGGUGAUUCAUCAGAUUAUUCCAGCCCCCACGAGAAUGAUUCCUAUGGCUUUGACGAGCAUGUCAAACCCUCAGGAGACGAACAUAUUUCUUCAUCCGACAGUGAAUCAUUUGAUAAAGCUUCUAUGAUAGAUUCUGAAGAGAAGUCUUCUCGUAGUCAUGACUUUAAACAUCAAACAACAGAGUGCAGUUUGUCUCCAAACAGACAUAAAUAUAUGGAUGUCAGGAAAGACAAAACUGAAACUUUUAGUGAAGAUUCAUAUGAUGAUAAAGCUGUGAACAGUGGUUCAGAAGAUGUAAAAUCCCACAUGCAUCUUUCACAGGAUGGGAGUUGUGAGGCAAAUGAUGGGGAGACUGAAACAAAUAAUGUUGAAUGUAGGCGAGGCAUUCAGGCAACAGUUGCUGCUGAAGAUGAGAGUUCAAACCUGGUAACCACUGAUAACGUGAGAGAACAAAUAAGACGAAAUGAAAGGGGCACACUUCAGACAGACACAGAAAUGAUGGGUUGUUCCUCCACUGUAGGUAACAAAGGGGAUGAGAAUUAUAUUGAUAUGUCUCCUUCUAAUAAAGAUAAAAAAUGUGAAAUUUCAGAAGAGGAAGGCUCUGAAGUUGCAGCUAACCUUGGCGAAGAAUCAAAGACUUUAUCUGAGACAGAGCUCCUUGGUGAGAGUGUACUUGAAUGUGAAGAUAAGGAAGAAGCACCAGGUUUAAAUGAAGAAAGAAGCAUGGGAAAUCAGACUUAUGAAAAUGUUUUAAAGGAAAAUAUGUGUGAAAAUUCCUUCACCAGAAAACCAGAAAAUGAAAAUGAUAAUUGUCAGAUCAGUUAUGAAGGAAAGUCAUUAAAGCCUGAAGAUGAAUCAGUAAAAUUAGAAGAUUUUAACUGUCUUUCCAAAGAUAAAUCUUCAGAACAUGAACAAUUGAAACAUGAAGACAACAGAACUAGUAGUGAUAGUGAAGAAAAUAAUGUACAAGGAAAGGGUACUGAUGGAACUGGAGAUACAUUGUCUUCUGUAUUUAAUGUUUCAGAUGAUGACAGAAACACAGACAGCCCGUGUCAGAUUUUGGACGAUAAUGAACAGAAGGAUGCAGGUUUGGAAGGUCUUAAUCUGUCAAUUGUACCACAGGAUAAUCAUUCAGAUGACGGAUGUAGUUCACAGGUUCAAGUGGAAAAUAUUAAAAAUGUUGCAUGGAAUGAUGAUGGUGGUGAUCUGUUUAGCUCUGGUGUUGAGUCUGUGGCAAAUAAUGAGUCAGACAACAGUGUCAGAAAUUUAGCAUCCCUUGAUGAGAUACGCGAGACUAAGCCCUCAGAAGAUAUAAAUGCAGGUGAACACGAAAGAAAAGAAAAAGGUGAAAUUAUUGAUGAUAAUGACAAACUGUUCGAACGACAAAAAGAGACUAAAAGAGAUGCAGUUCAAGAGCAUGGAGAGGAAUGCGAAACAACUCAAAGUUUAGUUUAUGUUGAAAGCAAGGAAAGUGAUACAGGAAAUAGAGAAACUCAGAAUAGGGAAGUUAAUUUUAAAGGAAGUAAUAGUAAUGCUCUGUCUGACUUGCAAAUGGAAUCACUGUGUACUGAAAGCAGCAGAACCAUUUCACUUGAAGAAAAAGCAGCAGGGGUUCUGUCCCGCAGUCAGCAUGAUAGUUUGGUAACUGACAAGGAGACGAUAUUUGUUGAAGAUAGUGUUGCUGUGGCAUUAGAUCGUCAUCAAAUGCCAUCUACAUCUCAUUUAGCAGUUUCUGAUUUGAAAGAUAAAGCUGAUGUGGGGGAAAUGGAUUCUGGCCUUAUAUCUUCUGAGACGUGUGAAUCUGAAGCUGAUAAUUCACAGAGAAAUUUAUUAGGAAAUGAUAAGCCAGGAAAUUAUUCUGCCGAUAGCACUGGCAAUAUAUCUUGUGAGACAGAUGAAUCUGAUGCAGAUGAAUCAAAGAAAAGUUUAUUAGGAAGUGAUAACCUAGAAAAUGUGCCUGAAGUUGUGCCUCCAAACACAAUUGAAAGGAAAGUGGAACACUUUGUCCCUAUUAAAUCAAAUACUCCAGAUCAUAUGAAAAAUGAUGACACAGUUAAUGACAGGAAGUUUUGUUCAGACAACACUAAAUUAGAGGAUGCCAGACAGGAAGAAGAGAAAGAGGAGCAGCAUGUGCAGGAGGAGGUGGAGGAAGAGGAAGAGGAGGUGGUGGUGGAGGAGGAGGAGGAGCAGGUGGACAAGGAGGAACAGGUUGAGGUUGAGGAGGAGGAGCAGGUUGAGGAGGAGCAGCAGAUUGCAGGGGAGGAGGAGCAGCAGAUUGCAGGGGAGGAGGAGCAGCAGAUUGCAGGGGAGGAGGAGCAGCAGAUUGCAGGGGAGGAGGAGCAGCAGAUUGCAGGGGAGGAGGAGCAGCAGAUUGCAGGGGAGGAGGAGCAGCAGAUUGCAGGGGAGGAGGAGCAGCAGAUUGCAGGGGAGGAGGAGCAGCGGAUUGCAGGGGAGGAGGAGCAGCGGAUUGCAGGGGAGGAGGAGCAGCGGUUUGCAGGGGAGGAGGAGCAGCGGAUUGCAGGGGAGGAGGAGCAGCGGAUUGCAGGGGAGGAGGAGCAGCGGAUUGCAGGGGAGGAGGAGCAGCGGAUUGCAGGGGAGGAGGAGCAGCGGAUUGCAGGGGAGGAGGAGCAGCAGAUUGCCGAGGAGGAGCAGAUUGCCGAGGAGGAGCAGAUUGCCGAGGAGGAGCAGAUUGCCGAGGAGGAGCAGAUUGCCGAGGAGGAGCAGAUUGCCGAGGAGGAGCAGAUUGCCGAGGAGGAGCAGAUUGCCGAGGAGGAGCAGAUUGCCGAGGAGGAGCAAGUGGAGGAAGAACAGGAGGAGGAGGAGCAGUUGGAGGAGGAGCAGCGGGAGGAGGAGCAGUUGGAGGAGGAGCAGGCGGAGAAGCAGCAGGUGGAUGAGGAGCAGGCAGAGGAGGAGCAGGCGGAGAAGCAGCAGGUGGAUGAGGAGCAGGCAGAGGAGGAGCAGGCGGAGAAGCAGCUGGGGGAAGAGCAGGCGGAGGAGGAGCAGGCGGAGGAGGAGCAGGCGGAGGAGGAGCAGGCGGAGGAGGAGCAGGCGGAGGAGGAGCAGCUGGAGGAAGAGCAGGAGGAAAAGCAGCAGGUGGAUAAGGAGCAGGCGGAGGAUGUGAAGGAGGAGCAGAAGGUGGUGGUGGUGGAGGAGGAGGAGGAGGAGGAGGUAAGAAAUGAAGAAACAAAGUGUAUCAAAUUCAUGUCCUCAGAAUCCUUUGGAAGAGUCUGUACAGAAGGAUUUUAUCCCUCACACUUCUAA
This is a messenger RNA of Schistocerca serialis cubense, 5054 nucleotides long. RefSeq names its product calponin homology domain-containing protein DDB_G0272472-like. Bases 546 to 5054 code for a protein of 1502 amino acids. The record is from RefSeq and is a predicted model, not a curated record. Lineage: Eukaryota; Metazoa; Arthropoda; Insecta; Orthoptera; Acrididae. The transcript has 4 exons.